UGUUUAUGAUGCCAUCCCCCAUAAACACGGCUGAAGUGAUGACACAGAUAGUGUUGCCUCUCCACGCAGUGACACCAGUCGACUUGCGGCCGUUGCUGCUAGACACCCUCGGCAGUGGCAGGGGCACGCACUCUGCUCUCUGGUCAAGCUUCUGGCACUUCUCACUUUCAGGUUUUAAAUCAUGAUGAUGCAGGAGUCGGCCACAGAGACAAUAAGCAACAGUUCAAUGAGUCAAAAUGGAAUGAGCACCCUAAGCAGCAGCCAAUUAGAGGCUGGCAGUAGAGAUGGGAGAUCAAGCGCUGGUGACACGAGCAGCGAAGUAAGCACAGUCGAGCUGCUGCAUCUGCAACAACAGCAGGCCAUACAAGCAGCGAGGCAAUUACUCUUGCAGCAGCCAGGCAGUGGCCUGAAAUCUCCAAAGAGCCAGGACAAGCAGCGUCCACUGCAGGUUCCAGUGUCGGUGGCCAUGAUGAGUCCCCAGGUGAUCACGCCGCAACAGAUGCAGCAGAUCCUUCAGCAGCAGGUGCUCUCCCCCCAGCAGCUCCAGGCCCUGCUUCAGCAGCAGCAGGCCGUGAUGCUUCAGCAGCAACACCUGCAGGAGUUUUAUAAGAAACAGCAGGAGCAGCUUCAUCUGCAACUUCUGCAGCAGCAACACCCCGGCAAACAGGCUAAAGAGCAACAGCAGCAGCAGCAGCAGCAGCAGCAGCUGGCCGCCCAGCAGCUUGUCUUCCAGCAGCAGCUCCUGCAGAUGCAGCAGCUCCAGCAGCAGCAGCACCUGCUCAACAUGCAGCGGCAGGGCCUGCUCACGCUGCCCGGGCCUGCUCCCGGCCAAGCUGCCCUGCCCGGACAGACCCUGCCCCCAACAGCCGGCCUGAGCCCUGCGGAGCUGCAGCAGUUGUGGAAGGACGUGACCGGAGGCGGUGGUCACAACAUGGAGGACAACGGCAUCAAACACAGCAGCAACAGUGGCAACGGUACCGGCGGAGGUGGCGGCGGCUUAGACCUCUCCACCAACAACUCUUCUUCAACUACCUCCUCCUCCUCCAAUCCCGCCAAAGCAUCGCCUCCCAUCUCUCACCAUUCCAUCGCCAACGGACAGUCCCCCGCCCUCAACCACAGAAGAGAGAGGGAGCGGGAACGGGAACGGGAAAGGGAGCGAGAGAGUUCACUACAUGAAGAAAGUGGAGGGACCCAUCCCCUGUACGGUCAUGGUGUAUGUAAAUGGCCUGGCUGUGAGAACAUCUGUGAGGACUUUGGACAGUUUUUAAAGCAUCUAAACAGUGAACAUGCCCUUGAUGACCGGAGCACAGCUCAGUGUCGAGUCCAGAUGCAGGUUGUACAGCAGCUGGAAAUACAGCUAUCUAAAGAACGUGAGCGUCUUCAGGCGAUGAUGACCCACUUGCACAUGCGGCCCUCGGAACCGAAGUCAUCUCCCAAACCACUCAACUUGGUGUCCAGCGUCACCAUGUCCAAGAACUUACCCUCGGCAUCGCCCCCCAACUUACCUCAGACGCCGACCACGCCCACGGCACCGAUCACACCCAUGGCCGCCAUGCCCCAGGUGCCAUCGGUACUGGGCGGAGCAAACGUGCCCAGCAUGGGAGCCAUGCGCAGACGCCACUCGGACAAAUACUCCAUGCCCCUUUCAGGUGGUGACACAGUAUUUAUUUUUCCAGAGAUCGCCCCAAACUACGAGUUUUAUAAGAACGCAGAUGUCAGACCGCCAUUUACUUAUGCAACCCUCAUAAGACAGGCUAUCAUGGACUCUGCCGACAUGCAGUUAACGCUUAAUGAAAUCUACAGCUGGUUCACGCGCACAUUUGCCUACUUCAGACGCAACGCCGCAACUUGGAAGAACGCCGUGCGCCACAACCUCAGUCUGCACAAGUGCUUUGUGCGCGUGGAGAACGUGAAGGGCGCCGUGUGGACCGUGGACGAGGUGGAGUACCAGAAACGCAGGUCGCAAAAGAUCACAGGGUACGAGGGAGAAGGUCAAAGACAUGGAAAGGAAAUGGGAGGAAAUCAAAUCCUUUGGUUCAUAUACUUAAUAGUUCUGUCGUUCCGUUGCAGAAGUCCGUCGCUUGUCAAGAACCUGCCCUCCAGUCUGGGCUAUGGAACUGCACUAAACGCUAGCUUACAGGCCGCGCUGGCAGAGACAUCCCUGCCUCUGCUGGGAAACCCCGGCCUCAUGGGCAGCGGCGCCGCGGGCCCGAUGGGAGGCGGCUGCCACGGCCUCCUGGGCGGAGACCCGUCCAUGCUGACGGGCGGAAGUCCGCCCGGACUCUUAGGUGGCAGCCCUCCGGGCACGCUGAGCGGCAGCCCGCCCACUCUGCUGCACUCCGCCCACGAGGAGCUCAACGGAACGCUGGACCACCUGGACACCAACGGACACAGCAGCCCCAGAUACUCCCCACCAGUACACAUGGGUUUUCCAGUUUCUUUAAAUUUUGCACAUGACAAACUUAAGUGGCCGCCCGUCCACGUGAAGGAGGAGCCGCUCAACAUGGACGACGACGACUGUCCGAUGUCACUGGUGACGACGGCCAAUCACAGUCCGGAGCUGGACGAGGACCGGGAGCUGGAGGAAGGGAACUUAUCAGAAGACCUCGAGUGACUGGGGAAUGGGGCAGUUUUUGUCCGACGUGUCCCCCCCACCCCACCCCGCUCCCCUCCACACACACACACACACGCCCCGUCGCACUGUUUUUUCUCACACAGACCUCCUGCGAGACUAGAAACCACUCCACAGUCCACGAAAAACACAGCUGACUCCCUCUUUGCCUCGAUCACCACUGGGACUAUUUAUUGAGCAUGCAUCCGGAUGGAGACCAGUCCAAAGGAACUCUUUGUUGCAGCCCUUUUGG
Solea senegalensis (Senegalese sole) is the source of this 2864-nucleotide messenger RNA. RefSeq names its product forkhead box P2 (gene foxp2). The record is from RefSeq and is a predicted model, not a curated record. NCBI's taxonomy places the organism in Eukaryota, Metazoa, Chordata, Actinopteri, Pleuronectiformes, Soleidae. Gene Ontology annotation, biological process: regulation of transcription by RNA polymerase II. Gene Ontology annotation, molecular function: RNA polymerase II cis-regulatory region sequence-specific DNA binding; DNA-binding transcription repressor activity, RNA polymerase II-specific. The transcript has 17 exons. Gene Ontology annotation, cellular component: nucleus. Bases 182 to 2614 code for a protein of 810 amino acids.